CCAGAUGCUAUCGAAUGGGUUGGAUCGUGGCCCGAUCGGGGCUAGCGCCGAAUUAUUAUUUUGUGAUGACCGCCCAUCUGCCUGCCUACCAGCCUGCGCCUGCCACUCUGCCGACCGCUUCGCUCGCUUCCUCCCCAGCCAGACGCCCGUGUCCAGCACCACCACCACCACCACUUCUUCUUCUUCCUCCUUCACCACCAAUACAUACCUUUCACAGUCUUUGAUUCAUUCAUUCAUAGACUGGCCCGCUUUCUUUUUACUUGUCUGCUGA
Messenger RNA from Periconia digitata, 271 nucleotides. Lineage: Eukaryota; Fungi; Ascomycota; Dothideomycetes; Pleosporales; Periconiaceae. The record is from the annotation of a GenBank genome assembly.